Molecule: messenger RNA, 339 nt
Organism: Amoebophrya sp. A120
Lineage: Eukaryota; Dinophyceae; Syndiniales; Amoebophryaceae
Source: the annotation of a GenBank genome assembly
CGCUUUUCUUGGACGGAGAGGCUCCAGGGUGCGGGCAUUCUGGGCGCGGGACGAUGUGCCGGGUGGACGCCGGCCAGGUGCUAAAGCCGAAAAGCAGGAGCCUGGGCGACAGCUUUGGCCUCUACAAGUGCGCUCUGCGAAACAAAGAAGCCGGGCGCGGCGGCGGGCGCGAACUAGUAGAACAUAAUGGCGCGCCGGGGUGCGGGCCCACAACGUUCAAAGAAGCCCGCCGCGGGUGGCGCUGUAGCCAGGGGGGCGAGAAGCUGCGGCCCGGGCUUCGGAGGCGCCUUGGCGCCUUGGGUUGAUUGUGGCCCGGCGCGCCGCGCGCUGGUAGGGCGC